CUAUCUAUUACCACACGACGAGCACUAGUUAACAUCGGAACAAAUACAUACCUAAUCGUAAACAAAUCGUUUACCAACAAACUAAAGAAAUACCUACAACUAGAGUCCUAUAGCGACUUCACACUAGGACUGGUAACACUAUAUAAAAAGGCUAUACCUAAUUCUAUCGAACUAGUGCUAAGAGGCCACUUGCAUAUAGAUGGGGUCACAUUUAAAAAACAAUGGUUCAUCGUAUUACCCAAUCUCAAAAGGAACAUAAUCAUCAGAAGAACAUGGCUGGAAAGGAAUGAUAUCCUACCAAAUUAUCGGAAAAAUCACUUAAUGUAUCGAUCACAUAUAAUCCACUUACUGGGGCUAAAAGACAUAGAGGUUGGGCAGAUAAGGCUAAUCCAAGACCUAUCGUAUCAGAAGGACGUCAAGAAGCGUAAAAAGUUAAUAGACGAAGAAAAUAUAAAAAAGAAAACUGAGCGUCAUACAAAAAAGCUGCAAGCAGUACACGCUCGCAUCCAGCAGCUCGAAUCGAUACCCGAGGCGGCUAGAAAAGACAACGCAUUACCGGCGGACUAUAUGGACUAG
Molecule: messenger RNA, 576 nt
Organism: Neurospora tetraspora
Lineage: Eukaryota; Fungi; Ascomycota; Sordariomycetes; Sordariales; Sordariaceae
Exons: 1
Source: RefSeq, a predicted model, not a curated record